UGGUCAUAUGAUCAUAGUUGGGCAGUGCUCGAAGACAGUCGUGCUUUAUAGGCGUUGACUUAUCCUCCGUUCGAUUUUCUCCUCUCCGUUAACUAAAAUAAAUCCUUGUAUUAUUUUGGCAGAAUCAUUUGGCUAGUGGCCUUUAAUUUUAUCAAGUGAAUAUAAACGUCAAUAAAAACAGUAAUCAAUCAUGGCGCUCAGCGAUGCAGAUGUCAAAAAACAGAUCAAGCAUAUGAUGGCCUUCAUUGAGCAGGAGGCCAAUGAGAAGGCUGAGGAGAUUGAUGCCAAAGCUGAGGAGGAGUUCAACAUCGAAAAGGGACGUCUUGUUCAGCAGCAACGUCUCAAGAUCAUGGAGUACUACGAGAAGAAGGAAAAACAAGUUGAAUUGCAGAAGAAAAUUCAAUCCUCCAAUAUGCUGAAUCAGGCGAGACUCAAGGUCCUCAAGGUGCGUGAGGAUCACGUGCGAAACUGUCUGGAUGAGGCCAGAAAACGACUUGCCGAAAUUGCUCAUGAUCGCGCACGAUACACUGAGGUGCUAAAGCUUCUCAUUAUUCAGGCUCUCUAUCAACUGAUGGAGCACAAUGUUCUUCUUCGUGUUCGUCAAGUUGAUGUGCCUCUUGUCGAGUCCAUCCUGGGAGAGGUUCAGGAUAACUAUAAGGCGGUUUCUAAGAAGGAAGUCGUGCUCAAAAUUGAUAGUGAUAAUUUUCUGUCGCCUGACAGCUGUGGAGGAGUUGAUUUACUUGCUGCCAGAGGUCGUAUCAAGAUCUCCAAUACGCUGGAGUCAAGAUUAGAGCUAAUCGCUCAACAAUUGAUCUCUGAGAUUCGUUGCGCCCUGUUCGGACGCAAUCCCAACCGCAAAUUCACCGACUAAGGGAUUCACCUCGAUCCACCUCCAAAAAAAUAAAACAUUCCCUUAUUCGCAGAAAGUUUUAAAAAAUUAAAAAAUUCAAUUGCUUCAUCCAAAUGCACACUUUAAAAAAAUGGGAUUCAAUGAUUGAUCAAUUUGGAAUAAAGUUUGAUUAUGAGUUUGCCAGUUAGAUUUGUGCGUUCAAAACUGCAAGGCCUACUUCAAAUGUCGGUUACUGUUGUUUGUUGUUGAUGUAACAGAUUCAUAUAAAGUAUGUUUCGGCCGUUUGCCAGUAUUAAUUUGUGUUAUCGUGUAACUGUAUUUUCAGAUUAAAUUUGUGAAGCUGCAGUAUCUGAAAUACUUCAAUUUUCAAGAAUUAUAAAUUUUUAUUAAUUACAAAAUCUCUUCACGAAAUGGAAGAAGGAUGGAUUUGUAAUAAAUUGAAGAAUAAUAUUGGAAAUUAAUGUAAUGGAGAAGCUGUUUACAAUCCCAAGCCGGCAAAAUAUUUUAAUUAUGAACGCACACGAAACCUCCUGCAAGCGCAAUAAAAUUGUCUCCUGGAUUGUUGAAACAGAUUCAUAAUGGCGAAUACAAAAAACUCAUUUAUAUCCCCACAAACAAAAUAUCUUCACUUGUUCAAAACGAUAAGAAAUAAAAUACAGAAGAUAUUUCUGAUUAUUUCAAUUGAUAAUAUAUUUUGAAAUCGUGUUGAGUAAUUGUAUUAAUCCCAGGUAGUUAUCAGUGUAUUCUUGGGCAUGCUAUUCAGAUAUACUAGAGUUUUUUCUGUACAUAUGUAUUUAAAAUUCAAUGUAUCAUAAACGACACGAUAAAAAAAUUACAAAACUA
Molecule: messenger RNA, 1693 nt
Organism: Diachasma alloeum
Lineage: Eukaryota; Metazoa; Arthropoda; Insecta; Hymenoptera; Braconidae
Gene: Vha26
Product: V-type proton ATPase subunit E
Exons: 4
Coding region: 191-871 (226 amino acids)
Biological process (GO): proton transmembrane transport
Cellular component (GO): proton-transporting two-sector ATPase complex, catalytic domain
Molecular function (GO): proton-transporting ATPase activity, rotational mechanism
Source: RefSeq, a predicted model, not a curated record